Messenger RNA from Coregonus sp. 'balchen', 7048 nucleotides. The record is from the annotation of a GenBank genome assembly. NCBI's taxonomy places the organism in Eukaryota, Metazoa, Chordata, Actinopteri, Salmoniformes, Salmonidae.
AUGACCCAGCGCUGGCAAAGGAGGGAGAUCUCCAACUUCGAGUACCUCAUGUUCCUCAACACCGUCGCAGGUCAGCUUCCGUUCUCCUCCCUUUCCUCCUCUCUCUUUUCCCACUCUCCUGCCCUCUCCUCUUUUCCCAACUCUUCCUUUCUCCCCCUCUUCUACGCUCUCUCCCCCUUAUCUUGGAUUGAUCCAUGUUGUUGUGUUGAGCCAAUCACCUCUUCUCUCCAUACCCAAAAUCUCAUCAUCUAUUAUUCUACCAUGAUGAAUGUAGUGUAUGUUGUUGUUGACUGGCUGUUAAAAUAUGCCAGCCAGGACCUACAGGUAAGUUGUCUUUGUUUAAGGAGUCGGAUGCUUUGUUCAGUGUUCAGUUCACUCCUGAGCAGUAGUACUGUUAGUACUGUAGGUAGCCUACACUCAAGUCAUAUUCCUCAUGUGGAGGAAUAUGACUGUUAUUCGAAGCAAGAAAAUAAGGAAAAAGGUGCGUGCGUGCGUGCGUGCGUGCGUGCGUGCGUGCGUGCGUGCGUGCGUGCGCGCUCCUCUUUGUCGCCUCUGAUCUGAACUGUGACUAACUGGAAGACGAAAGCGCCUGCUGCACCACUCCUCUCUGAGAAGUGUCACAUCCCUCGCUCCCUCACUCGCUGCAGAUUCAUGCAUAUUUAUAUUUAUCUGUGGCGUGAGUUCGAUACAUUAUUGUCAUCUAAUUAGAUGUACGGCAGACAGAAAAACAUGGUGGAAAUUCAUAACAAAAUGUGUGGUAAUGACCUGAGCUGCCAGAAGUGUCAGGGGAGGUGGGGUGGAAGACAGGAGGGGGGUGGAAGGAAGAGGAGGAGGAGAGGGGUGGUGGAGGAGGAGAGGAAGAGAGGGCGAGAGGUGUUAACAUGCAGCCAGUGCUCUUCUAAUUAAACACUAUUCUACUAUUAUUAACAUUCUGACACUUCAGAGUGUGUGUUGUGUGUGUUUCAUCCUGACACUUCAGAACAGGCUGGAACUCUACCCACAAUGCAUCUCCCCCCUACAACCUCACAUCCACCUCUUGCCCCUCACCCUGUCUUUCCCUACACCACCACCCUAGAAUACCACUGGCACAUCUACCCACACCACAAUGCCAUCCCGAUCUCCCCCCUCACCCCUGUCUCCUCCAUACACCCUCAAACACAGGACCCCUCUCUCCCUCCUACACCCUCACCCCUGUCUCUUCCAUACACCCUCACACACAGGACCCCUCUCUCCCUCCUACACCCUCACCCCUGUCUCCUCCAUACACCCUCACACACAGGGCCCCUCUCUCCCUCCUACACCCUCACCCCUGUCUCCUCCAUACACCCUCAAACACAGGACCCCUCUCUCCCUCCUACACCCUCACCCCUGUCUCUUCCAUACACCCUCACACACAGGACCCCUUCUCUCCCUCCUACACCCUCACCCCUGUCUCCUCCAUACACCCUCACACACAGGACCCCUCUCUCCCUCCUACACCCUCACCCCUGUCUCCUCCAUACACCCUUACACACAGGACCCCCCUCUCCCUCCUACACCCUCACCCCUGUCUCCUCCAUACACCCUCACACACAGGACCCCUCUCUCCCUCCUACACCCUCACCCCUGUCUCUUCCAUACACCCUCACACACAGGACCCCUCUCUCCCUCCUACACCCUCACCCCUGUCUCUUCCAUACACCCUCACACACAGGACCCCCCUCUCCCUCCUACACCCUCACCCCUGUCUCCUCCAUACACCCUCACACACAGGACCCCCCUCUCCCUCCUACACCCUCACCCCUGUCUCCUCCAUACACCCUCACACACAGGACCCCCCUCUCCCUCCUACACCCUCACCCCAGAACAGGAACAGGCUACAGCAGUGGUAAAUCUACUCACACCGUUAUCUCUCCAAGCUAAUGUCUAGGCUUAAGCUCAGUGGGCUAAUGCAGUCUUUUGACAUGAAGGACACUUGGGUACGAACCCAGUCUGUCACAGUAGCUCUGAGAAUUAGCUGUGUGCAUCACCCCAGGGCAUGUGUGUGAUUUUAUAUCUGUAGCAUCCAUCACACCCUGCUCUUACCCUAACCUACUACCAUACUGUAUCAUCAUUUUCUGCAUUUACAUUUUGGUCAUUUAGCAGACGCUCUUAUCCAGAGUGACUUAAAAUCAUUAGGGUUAGAUCUGGGUGUUGCCCAGCAUCAUGUACCAUUCACAACACCCAGAUCUAACCCUAAUGAUUGUCUGUACAUCACAGCUGAAGCAGAACCACCCUACCAUAACAUUAAACACUCAGCAGCCGUCUUAUUUGCUGUGGGAACUUCUGUGUACUAAUCCAGUACAUUAUCAUUUGCAUUUUUAACAUCCCUAUUUGGGUAUGACAUGUUUCUGUCAGAGGAAGUAAGAGUAGCCCCCAGGGACACAGAGAGCCGAGAGGUUGGGGACAGAUCAGAACAUUGCAGAGUAGAGCAGGGAAGCUAGAAGGUUGGGAGGUUGAUAGGCUAUAGGAGGUUGGUAGGUUGGGGACAGAGCAUAACAUUGCAGAGUAGAGCAGAGAGGCUAGGGGACUGGGAGGUUGGGAGGCUGGGAGGCUAGGGGGCUGGGGGGAUGGGAAGCUAGGGGGCUGGGAUGAUGGGAGGCUAGGUGACUGGGAGGAUGGCAGGCUAGGGGGCUGGGAGGCUAGGGGGCUGGGAAGAUGGGAGGCUAGGGGGCUUGGAGGAUGGGAGGCUAGGGGGCUGGGAGGCUAAGGGGCUGGAAGGUUGGGAGACUAGGGCGCUGGGAGGCUGGGAGGCUAGGGGGCUGGGAGGAUGGGAGGCUAGGGGGCUGGGAGGUUGGGGGGCUGGGAGGAUGGGAGGCUGGGAGGUUUGGUGCUUGGACGUGUUUCAGGAAGCAGAGUGCUGCUGUGUGACUUAUGGCUCUGUAAAGAUGAAAUAGCUGUAGUGUUUCUCUUUGUUGUAGCCUCAGGUCAGGGCUCAUCUUUCACUGAGGUAUGCGCGUGUGUGUGUGUGUGUGUUUUGUGUGUGUGUGUGACACCGUAGUGUUGUUAGAAGUGAAGUGUAUUGCUGUUUAAACUCUAAACCGUCAGUUUGGAGUGUAGCAUGGAAACUUAACCUUCUACAAACCAAACAAAACUCACUUCAAACCAAACACCUCUCACAGUGCUGCACAUCAUCUCACACCAACUAAGGAAAAGGGUUUUUAAUGACUAUCUUGCAGUAUCUUGGAUUUAAUUCAAAUUGGUGAUUUUAAUUUUAUUUAAAUAGUUUUUGUUUAUUAAAACGAUUCUGUCAGUGCUGAUAGUGGUCUCCUGUCCUGUUUGACUGGCUGUUGUGGGUUUGCUGCUAGUGUGUAAUACUGCUCAGUUGUUGAUAUCACACCAUCACACCCAUAGCUCUGUUCUCUGAUUGGACCAGCUCAUAAUAGUGCAUUCUGAUUGGACCAACCCAUAACAUUGUCUUCUGAUUGGACCAGCACAUAACAGUGCUUACUGAUUGGACAGCCCAUAGCAGUGUCUUCUGAUUGGACCAUCCCGUAACAGUGUUUACUGAUUGGACCAGCCCAUAGCAGUGUCUUCUGAUUGGACCAGCCCAUAACAGUGCCUUCUGAUUGGACCAGUCCAUAGCAGUGUGAAAUUAGAGAGGACUUGUGGCGACAUGGAAUGUUGAGGAGCUCCUCAUGGUUCUCAUGGCUGAGUAAGGGUUCCAUCUGAAAACCAUCAUCCCACUGAAGAGGAAAACUAAGCUCUCACAUCUGGCAACCCUCAGUAUAGCUGCAUGUGGGCACUGCCAUGACUGAGGUAUCCAUGGUAACUGCCACAGGCUGUCCAAUCAGGAGGCUAGCCUGGCGGUGUCACAUCAGGCGUGCUCAACGACAACACGGUGACCAGGAGAACAGUUAUAUAUCUCUGUAAUUACAUAUAUAACACAGAAUACAUAUACACACUACACACACUACAUAUAGACACUCCAUACACACCUCUUUGCUCCUAACCAUGGGCGUAUUCAUUACGGACACCAUUUAACAUUUAUGAAACAAACGGAAGCAAAACCGAGCAAAACAAGAGUUUCUAUUGGACAAAUUCAGGUAGGUCCCUCCCCGUUUCAUUCGGUUUUCUUCCAUAUAAGAAACGUUUAACCCCAACCCCAGACUGGUCUAAUAUAUUCAUCAGGACCAAGCAGAGAAAGGAAGAACACACACACACAAUCAAUCGUUAAUCCCAUGUAUUUAUUAAGCCCUUUUUACAUCAGUAGAUUCACAAAAUGCUUAUACAGAAACCUAGCCUAAAACCCCAAAGAGCACAGUGGCUAGGAAAAACUUCCUAGAAAGGCAGGAACCUAGGAAGAAACCUAGAGAGGAUCUGAGUUGUGGCCAGUCCUCUUCUGGCUGUGCCGGUGGAGAUUAUAAGAGUACAUGGCCAUUAAGGCUAGAUUGUUGUUCAAGAUGUUCAAAUGUUCAUAGAUGACCAGCAGGGUCAAAUAAUAAUCACAGUGGUUAUAGAGGAAGCAACAGGUCAGCACCUCGGGAGUAAAUGUCAGUUGGCUUUUCAUAGCCGAGCAUUCUGAGGUUGAGACAGCAGGUGCGUAGAGAGAGCGAGAGGGAAAGAGGGGGUCGAAACAGUAGGUCUGGGAUAAGGUAGCAGGUCCGGUGAACAGGUCAGGGCUCCAUAGCCACUGGCAGAACAGCAGAAACUGGAUCAGCAGCACGAUCAGGUGGACUGGGGACAGGGACAGCCAGGAGUCGCCAGGCCAGGUAGUCCUGAAGCAUGGUCCUAGGGCUCAGGUCCUCCGGGAGGGGAGAGAGAGCGUGAGAGAGAUAUGGGAGAAUUAGACAGAGCAUACUUAAGAUCACACAGUACACCAGAUAAGACAGGAGAAUUACACCAGAUAGGACAGACUGACCCUAGCCCCCCUGCACAUAGACUAUAGCAGCAUAGCUACUGGGGACUGAGACAGGGGGGGUCGGGGGACACUGUGUUCCCCGUCCGACGAUACCCCCGGACAGGGCCAACCAGGCAGGAUUGAAUCCCACCCAUUUGCCAAAGCACAGCCCCCACACCACCAGAGGGAUAUCAACAAACCACCAACUUACUACCCUGAGACAGUGGCAUGUAUUCAUGGAUGCCAAGGGAAGCCAGGCUUCCCCAAAACAUUGACCAAAAUAAAUAAAUAAUAAUGUAUCUUUCUUCUCUCAGCGUCCCUCUGUCUCUGUAUGUGUAGCCCAUAUAUCUGAUGCUGUCUGGUCAAAAAUAGUAUGAUAUUGUUGCCGCCCAUAGCAUUGAAUGCAAGGGAAGCCAAUGAGCAUUUGUCCUCCCUUGAUAUAAAAAUUAUAAUAGCCAAUCAGCGUUGAGCUUAGCUGAGUGAGCUCAACUGUGAAUGGUCCUGGCGCACCAAAUAAAAGUGUCAAGGGAAGCCAGUUUGGAUUUAGCUUCACACCAAUCACAUCACAUCAAGCUAAAAGUCAUAGACAGAAACAAAUGGAAUUGUUGCAUCUCGAUGUGUUGUUGUCCAACUCACAAAAUUUGCCCUUUCUUAAAUUAGCCAAGGACGGAGAUGGGAAUUUUGACUUGUGGUUUUACUUAAUUCUCCGUACUGGCCAAUGAUUAUAGUGCCGGUUUUGAUCCAACCAUAAAGUCAUACAUUGUGCCUCUGGCCUGAGAAGAUGGAAGUUGAAUAUGUAGCUAGAUGUAGUAGGCUAAUGUUAACUAGCUGGCUAAUCGUUGCCCAUGAAAGGAAGUUAGGCUAGCGAGCAAGCAUUUUAGCCAGGUGGUCUAGGACAACAAAAACUAAAAGUGUGUACUGUAUGACAGAGUCAUAGACCGUUUCGGCAACAUGAAAGAGAGGAGGAUGGCAUUGGCGUUUUUCUACAAGUAGGGUGAGUCAACAUGUUUUUUCUACUUAAACACACACUAAAAUCAGUACCAUGGACAGCCACAUGAUAUUUAGCUUAGGUUGAUUGGACCUUUUAGUUGUCACUGUAUUAGCCUAAGCAUAGGUGUUUUGAUGAUGUUGAAAUGUAGAAGUUGAAAUGGUGCUGAAAUAGUGGAGGCAGCUCCUGUUUUCUUUGCGACUUGCGGUAACUUUCCAGUGUUCUAAAUCAAUAGUUGUUUAGUAGUCCGACAAUGUCAGAAACAUUAACUUGAUUGGCCAUGUUGUAGGUCAUGUAACUGUUUGUUACAUGCAAUAUGCUUUGUGGACUCCACUGGACAGAUGUUGCUCUCUGGUUUUGUGAUGAAACAAAGGUGUGGUUGAAUAUAUCACGGUGUCAAGGCAUGUGAACUAACAGGUUAUAGAGCAAACAACGCAAUUAUCACAACACAUAGGUUGUAAUAUGGCUUUUUUCCCCUGGCUUGGCUUCCCCAGUGAUUUUAUCCACGUACCGCUACUUCCCUGAGACAAGGUAGAGUAUAGCCCACGAAGAUCUCCCCCACCACAUGAGCCCGAGGGGGUGCAAGACCGAACAGGAAGAUAACGUCAGUGACUCAGCCCACUCAAGUCGAGUAUAGCGAAAAAAGCCUGGCACGACGUGAAGCACCCCUCCUAGGGACGGCAUGGGAGAGCACUAGCAAGCCAGUGACUCAGCCGCCGUAAUAGGGUCAGAGGCAAACACACACACAUACACACACACACACAAACUCCCACACUGCUCCCAUACUAAGGCCUCCCCACAGAGAGCAGAGUGAGGAUUAUUUUAGCGGUGGUGUCACCUCCCAGACAGGAAGUUAGUCUGUCAGAAACAGGAAGCUGGAGUCUGAUGGAAUGCUCUGCUGGAAUGUUGCAUGCUGGGUCCCCAAAGUAACCUAAGCCUUGUGUGUACCCCGCAGUUCUCCCCUGUACGCCGCAGUUCUCCCCCCUCACACAUCCUCCCCCGCCCCACCUCAUCCCCUCCUCUUUUCUCUCACAGAACUUCUCUAACAGAUCUCUGUCUGUCUGUCUGUAGGGAGGACCUACAACGAUCUGAACCAGUACCCUGUGUUUCCCUGGGUUCUCACCAACUAUGAGUCCGAGGAGCUGGACCUCACCCUGCCGGGCAACUUCAGAGAUCUCUCCAAGGUACUGUCAUUCUGUUAA